AUGCCUCCAAAGAAAACAGCAGGAUCGGGAUCAGGUGCCAAAAAAGCUCCAGCUAAGCGGAAAUUGGCAGAGGAGUUCCCACCUGGGGAGGUACUCACCGAUUCAGCCAAAAAGCAGUGGAAAUUGGGACUACCCAUUGGACAGGGUGGUUUUGGACGUCUUUAUCUUGCUAAUGAAAAUGCUAAGACUGUUGGACCAGAUGCUCCAUAUGUCAUAAAAGUGGAACCAAGCGAUAAUGGGCCCCUCUUCUCAGAGUUGAAAUUCUACAUGCGUGCUGCUAAGCCAGAAAUGAUUCAGCAAUGGAUCAGCUCUCAUAAACUGGACUACCUUGGUGUGCCCAGAUACUGGGGCUCUGGACUGCACGAGAAAAGUGGAAACAGCUACAGGUUCAUGGUGAUGGAUCGAUUUGGGAAGGAUUUUACAGAAGAUUUUUGAGGAUAAUGAGAAACGGUUCCCUCACAAGACUGUAUUACAGCUAGGGUUAAGACUGAUUGACAUUCUGGAGUAUAUACAUGAACAUGAAUAUGUACAUGGAGAUAUCAAAGCUUCCAAUCUUCUCCUUCAUCACAAAAAUCCAAAUCAGGUGUACCUGGUGGAUUAUGGCCUUGCCUAUAGAUACUACUGCCCAGAUGGUGUUCACAAGGAGUAUAAAGAGGAUCCUAGGAAGUGUCACAAUGGCACAAUAGAAUUUACAAGUGUUGAUGCUCACAAAGGAGUCAGUCCUUCAAGAAGAGGCGAUUUAGAAAUUUUGGGUUAUUGUAUGAUUCAGUGGCUCUGUGGCAAGCUGCCUUGGGAAGACAACUUAAAGGACCCAAAUUAUGUUACCAGCUCAAAAAUAAGGUAUUCUGAUGAAAUCCCAACACUUAUGGACACCUGCUUCCCUGGGAAAAAGAAACCAGGUUGA
Messenger RNA from Staurois parvus, 904 nucleotides. NCBI's taxonomy places the organism in Eukaryota, Metazoa, Chordata, Amphibia, Anura, Ranidae. The record is from the annotation of a GenBank genome assembly.